ACUACUAACCAAAGCUUAUUUUGAGUGCACGGGGUCAGGAGUAAAGCGGGUCAUGACGCCGCCGUACGUUGGACUCAAAGUGUAACGUGCGCAGACAGGAGGACAAACAGACACCGAGUCCGGUUUAACGGCACAGUUACAAAACCCGCUAACGGAGAUACGCAGCAAUGAGAAAUGUUACCUGUAUUUCAAGAUAGCAGUUUGGAUGUUUAUCAAUGGAGGCGACAUAGUACGCCGAGGGCAGGCUAACCUCGGUGUUGUCGGAACAAGAUGAUAAAAAACUGGGGUGUCAUUGGUGGGAUAGCUGCGGCGAUUGCAGCUGGAGUAUACGUUCUGUGGGGCCCAAUUACAGAGAGAAAGAAGAGAAAGAGAGGUAUGGUUCCUGGGCUGUUGAACUUAGGCAACACCUGCUUCCUGAACUCUUUGCUUCAGGGUCUGGCAGCAUGUCCAUCCUUCAUCAGGUGGCUGGAGAUGUUUUCAGGAUCACCUGUGAUCCAGUCAUGCAAAGACAACCAGCUGUCCACGACACUCCUUCAGCUUCUCAAAGCUCUGUCCAGUGACGAGCCUGGGGAGGAAGAUGUGCUGGAUGCCGGGUGCCUCCUGGAUGUCCUCAGAUUAUACCGGUGGCAUAUCAGUUCAUUUGAAGAGCAGGAUGCACAUGAACUUUUUCAUGUCCUUACAUCUUCUCUGGAGGAGGAGCGGGAUCGUCAGCCCAAAGUCGCUCACCUGUUUGACAUGCAGUCCCUCGAGAGCCUCCCUGAUCAAGACGAGAAAACUAUGACCUGCAGAAGUCGAGCCCCUCUUCAUCCAAUACCAAGUCCUUGGAAGUGUCAGCAUCCUUUUCAUGGUCGUUUAACAAGCAAUAUGUCAUGCAAACGCUGCGAACAACAAAGUCCAGUGCGGUAUGACUCAUUUGAGAGCCUCUCCCUGUCCAUCCCUCUACCACAGUGGGGUCGACCGAUCUCUCUAGAUCAGUGUCUUCAGCAUUUCAUCUCCUCAGAAACCAUCAAAGAAGUGGAAUGUGAAAACUGUACCAAGCUUCAACAAGGGACCACAGUCAACGGGCAAGUUCUGGAAAGCCAGAGGACAACAUUUGUUAAACAGUUAAAACUAGGAAAGCUCCCGCAGUGUCUCUGCAUCCAUUUACAAAGACUGACGUGGUCCAGUGAAGGAACCCCCAUCAAAAGACAGGAGCAUGUGCAGUUCACAGAGUACCUGUCGAUGGACCGUUACAAACACACUGCUUCCACACAGAGAAGUCAGCGGAUCAAAUGUGCUCCGAGCCCCAUAAAGACAGAGAGUUUAGAUGACUGCAUGGAGAAGCCCUCUGCUAAUGGCACCGAAGCAGAGCAUCGUAACAACAACAACAAACCUUUUUCCAAUGGAACAUGUUCAUCUGUAUUUCUUCAGUCUCCUGGUGUGAACCCACAGCUUGGCCUCACAUAUGACUACAGCGUCUUUCCCUCCAGCUCUACAGAGUACCUUUUCCAGCUCACGGCCGUGCUGGUUCAUCAUGGUGACAUGCACUCAGGACAUUUCGUCACAUACCGCCGCAGCCCUUCCUCACCCCGCACCACUUCACCCCUCAGCUCCCAGUGGCUUUGGGUGUCAGACGACUCGGUACGAAAAGCCAGCCUGCACGAGGUGCUGUCUUCCAACGCUUACAUGCUCUUCUACGAGAGAGUCCGAAGAAUGAACCUGGCUCUGCGCUCGGAGGAGUAACCGGAAGCUUACCGCCUCACGGCCUGACUGACUUCUGCCUUUCCAGUCCAACUGUCACAGCUGUAUGUGGCAGUUACAGCGCGGUUUCCAACGGGUGGAUUAUGACUUUGUGACAAUGAGACCAGAGAAAGCCAUCCCAGAGUUACUGUAAAGAUAAAUCUGCCUCAUGGGUCACCGCAACAUGCUGAAGGUUGUUGAAUGAUGAGAUCUGAUAAUAAAUCCGUGAGUGAACACUUUGCCUGCUGCUCUGGGCUUUCAAUCCCAAAGAUUACGGACCUGCAGGAUUUUUAGUCUAAUACUUUCAUGUUAACUACUUUUCUUCGACACGUGUAACAAUUUCUGUCAUGCAACAUCCCGGCUUCUAUCGGACAAAAGAACAGAAACACCAGAAUAUAGUGCACUGUAAAGUUAUAGCCCUGCAAUACUUUGUUCAUGUGUGAAGCUUAUGAUGUCGACUCAACUCUGUGGCAUUGUUACAAUGCUGUAGUUUUUGGUGUUAAAUUGGAACACAGUAUACUUUAAGGUGUUGCUGUUAUUUUGUCCACUGCCUGUACAUUACAGACACAGAAGUAGCUGAUUAGGAAUUCUUGCUGUUGUUACUUAGAAGUUGUUACAUACUAUGAAUUCAGAUAGGUAGAAUUUUCUCUAACUCUGGUUCUCUGUCGUCUAAUUUGCCUAAUCAUUCCCAGCAGUGUACGUAAAACUGUUUUGGAAUCAAUGUUUCAAUUGAAAUUGUUCAUAAACAGUUGAAUUUGAUAUUUUUCUAUGUUUCCAAUAAUCCUUACACUGUCAUGAUUUGCAGAGUUGAGGUCAAAGUGCCAUGUUGUCUUUAAUGCUCGAGAUUUUUAACACAUGAAGCCACAAUAUGAUGCAUCAGAGCCGUUUGGCCUGGUGUUGAUGUUCAACGGUUCAACAGAUUAAUAAUGAUCUGCUCUCAGUUAAUAAAGCCACAGUAUGACUGCAGGUUUUUUGGGCAAGUUAUCCUGAAUAUUUUUAAUUCUGUAUAGCUGCCGUUUUGCUCCUACCAAACCGACUGAGUCAAAGUGAGAAAUGGCCUGGUGCAAAACUCCUCAUCAAUGUUUGCGAUUUGCACUAAUGUAUAUUCACGUGAGAUUGUUUGUAUUUGUGUGAAAUCUGUAAAGGUGAUUGUUUUAAGGCAUUAAAAAAAAAGA
This is a messenger RNA of Epinephelus fuscoguttatus (brown-marbled grouper), 2894 nucleotides long. RefSeq names its product ubiquitin specific peptidase 30 (gene usp30). Gene Ontology annotation, biological process: protein deubiquitination. The transcript has 13 exons. NCBI's taxonomy places the organism in Eukaryota, Metazoa, Chordata, Actinopteri, Perciformes, Serranidae. Gene Ontology annotation, molecular function: cysteine-type deubiquitinase activity; cysteine-type endopeptidase activity. Gene Ontology annotation, cellular component: cytosol; nucleus. The record is from RefSeq and is a predicted model, not a curated record. The coding region runs from base 271 to 1722 and encodes 483 amino acids.